Molecule: messenger RNA, 828 nt
Organism: Juglans microcarpa x Juglans regia
Lineage: Eukaryota; Viridiplantae; Streptophyta; Magnoliopsida; Fagales; Juglandaceae
Exons: 2
Coding region: 1-828 (275 amino acids)
Source: RefSeq, a predicted model, not a curated record
AUGGAAGCUUAUGGGGGGGCUGGUGCACAAAAGAGUGAGGCCCUAAAGGAGGCAUUUCCAGCUGUUUUCCGUGUGGCUCGCAACCAGGAAGUAUCCAUUGAGGACCUCAUGAUUAUAUCAGGGGAUCAUGUGCAGUGGAACGUGACAUUUAGUAGAGCGGCACAAGAUUGGGAAGUAGACAUUUUUGAAGCCUUUUUCAGCCUUAUAUAUUCUGUGAAGCCGAAUAGACAGCAAGCUGACAGCUUAUGGUGGAACCCGACGGGUAAGGGCAUCUUCUCUGUUAGAUCCUUCUAUAAGUCUCUUUCCCACACCACAACCAUUCAGUUCCCAUGGAAGAGACUUUGGAGAAAUAAGGUGCCUCCGAAAGCGGUUUUCUUUACAUGGACAGCAGCAUGGGGGAAGAUUCUGACCAUUGACAACCUGAGGAAGCGACGGUUAGUUAUACUAGACUGGUGUUGCUUGUGUAAGAGAUCAGGUGAGACAGUGGAUCAUCUAUUGUUACAUUGCGAGACAACGAGAGCCUUGUGGGUGGAAGUUUUCAGUCGAGUAGAGUUACCCUUCGUGAUGCCAGAAACUGUGGUUGAUCUGUUGGCCAGUUGGGCACUCCCGAGAGGCGUUCAACAAAUUAAGGAGGUGUGGAAAAUGAUCCCGAUCUGUAUCAUAUGGUGUAUUUGGCAAGAGUGCAAUGAUCGGACUUUUGAAAACAAGGAGCGGUCGCCGGGGGAACUUGGAGCUUUACUUUUCCGUACUUUAAUGUUAUGGGCCAUUGCUAUAGAUUUUAAUGGCUUGAAUGUACAUGACUUCUUAGCUUCCCUUUCGUUGACCUAG